This is a messenger RNA of Daphnia carinata, 1291 nucleotides long. RefSeq names its product p21-activated protein kinase-interacting protein 1-like. Bases 41 to 1246 code for a protein of 401 amino acids. The record is from RefSeq and is a predicted model, not a curated record. The transcript has 5 exons. Gene Ontology annotation, molecular function: protein binding. Lineage: Eukaryota; Metazoa; Arthropoda; Branchiopoda; Diplostraca; Daphniidae.
AAACAGCGUAAUUUCACGUGGUGUAACAACUUAUUUUAAAAUGGUGGUCUCAGUUGAAGAUGCACGUGUUCCUGAUGCUCAGCCCAACUUAGAAGUUCUUGUUGGGACUUACGAGGAAUUUAACCUAGGAUUUAGAUUACAAAGAAAUGCAGAAGGAGGAUUAAGUUUUGCCCCCAGCUUUACCAAUCAUAGCCACUGUGGUAGUAUCCGCUCAGUUGCUACUUGCAAACAAUUCUUAGCUUCAGGAAGUACUGAUGAAUCCAUUCGACUUUUCAAUUUGAAAACUCGUUCUGAAUAUGGCUUUCUCCAACAACACAAUGGUACCAUAACCUGCCUGGAUUUCUUCCAACAAAGUUAUCUGUUCAGUGGGAGUGAUGAUGGAAAUAUCUGUGUCUGGAAUACCAAAACAUGGAACUGUGAAAAAACACUCAAAGCUCAUCCUGGUGGAGUUACUGCGCUCUCAAUUCAUCCAUCUGGAAAGUUGGCAAUCAGUGUCGGGAAAGACAGAGCCAUGAAAACAUGGAAUCUUAUCAAAGGCAGGACAGCAUAUGUCACAAAUAUCAAAGCUGUUGCUGAUUCAGUCAAAUGGAGCCCUGAAGGAACUGUGUGGGCUGUAUGCAUCAACACAAAUGCAAACAUUUAUGAAGUUAAGUCUGCUGGAGUUAAACACACUGUUGAUUUCAAAAGCAGAGUCAACUUUGUAUUGUUUUUUAAUGAAGAUACCUUGCUUAUCGGGGGAGAAGGGCCUAAUAUUGAAUCCCAUUCUGUCACACAACGAAAGCUUGUAUCUCAAUUCAAAGCCCAUGAGAAGAGAGUAAAGGCGGCGGCCGUUACAAAGCUCAACAUUUCCGAAGACCUUCAUUUGGUCACAGCGUCUAACGAUGGAUUUAUCAAACUGUGGCGCAUUCCCGAAAUAACUGGAGAACCAUUUUUAGUGACUCAAGUGGACUCGACUUGUCGCAUCACGUGCCUGUCUGCAUGGACCGAAAAAAACCCGAGCUUGUCUAUGCAGAAAGAUAUUAAGCCGCUUAGCGCUGAAGCCCGCAACAGCUCCUCGAAAUUGUCUAUUGAAUUAUCCAAUCGAAAAAAGGCAUCACCAGAACUGAAGUCAUUACUAAAAAGAAAGAGUGUUGAUGAAAAGACAGUAAUUGUGAAAACAACCUCAGGACCAUUUAUAGCCGAACCGAUGAAAGUCAGAGAUGACAAGCGGCCUCGUUUGACCUUUAAAGAAAAACUUGUAGCUUGAAUUGGGACAACCGUGAAUGUGUUAAUUACAUGAUCAGCUUCAUUG